This is a messenger RNA of Cavenderia fasciculata, 618 nucleotides long. RefSeq lists its product as uncharacterized. The transcript has a single exon. NCBI's taxonomy places the organism in Eukaryota, Evosea, Eumycetozoa, Acytosteliales, Cavenderiaceae. The record is from RefSeq and is a predicted model, not a curated record. Bases 1 to 618 code for a protein of 205 amino acids.
AUGACAUCAUAUUCAUUAAAAUUCAACUUUACUCAAGCUGGUUUAGCUGCAAUUGCAUCUGCCCAAGAACGUGUUUGUGUAGUAAAAUCUGUAAAUGGUCAAGUUUCCAAUGUAGUCUGGGUAACCUUCAAACCAUUCUUGAACAACACUUUAGAAUGGCAAGAGGUUUAUGGAUUGUACAGUUCAUCAACUCAAAUCCAAAAUGGUGCUACUAUUAGUCGUCUGUCCAAUCUCAAGGGUGCCAGCAAGACUCAUCAAUAUCCAUUCAACAAAGCUGGUUUCUUUGACCAAGCCAAUUCAGUGGUCGUCAAAUCGUAUGGUCUCGUCAACAAUUAUGGUGAAUCACUUACCUUUGGUUUGACCCAAACUGCUCUUGUUAACGGUGUCCAAGUCGAUGGUGAACUCAAUGCAACCACAGUAUUGAACAACCAGUCUGCCGAAUACACUCCCAUCGUCACAUUGUCUGUCUAUGUUGCCGCCUCACUCAACAAUGGUAGUGUCAUCUCUGACAUUACUAGUCAAGCACUCACCCUCACCUACACCAGUGAUACUGAUAAAUCAGUUUUCUAUGAUGACAACAGCAAUAUGUUUGUCGAAGGUUCCAUCCCAUCAAAUUAA